Desarmillaria tabescens is the source of this 1130-nucleotide messenger RNA. Its product is annotated as NAD(P)-binding protein. The record is from RefSeq and is a predicted model, not a curated record. The transcript has 9 exons. Lineage: Eukaryota; Fungi; Basidiomycota; Agaricomycetes; Agaricales; Physalacriaceae. Bases 140 to 1069 code for a protein of 309 amino acids.
ACAUAUCACACGUCCGUCCCCCUUGAUCCAAACCAUCAGUGUGAACGUUGCCGUAUGUGGUCAAGAAGGGAGAAUGUGGCUUGGCGCCUUUGCAUACUGACCAUCACCACCAUCGACGACUCAGACUCGGAAUUCAGCUAUGGGCAACGCAUGGUCUCUAAUCUCUCAAAUGUUCCCCCCCAAACCUAAGUGGUCCGUGGACGAUAUUCCGGAUUUAACGGGGAAAGUAGUUAUUGUCACAGGCGGUAAUACCGGAUGUGGGAGGGAAACGGUAAAGGCGCUACUGUCGCAUGGUGCAAAGGUCUAUCUGGCUGCACGAAGUGAGGAAAAGGCCAAGGAAGCCAUCGUGAAACUUAAGGAGGAGACGGGGGCUGAAGCCAUAUUUCUAUCCCUGGAUCUCGCAGAUCUGGUCAGCGUUCGUCGUGCGGCAGAAGAAUUUCUUUCAAAGGAAAAGAAGCUUCGUAUAUUGUUCAACAAUGCUGGCGUUAUGUUGGCACCAAUGGAUAUGCUCACCAAACAAGGGUAUGAUCUCCAGUUUGGCACGAAUGUCAUCGGACAUUUCUAUUUCACUCAGCUCCUCUUACCCGCGCUUCUUGCUGCCGCCACGCCUUCCGAGAAAGCACGAGUGAUCACAACGUCGUCAUCGGCUAAUUAUAUGGGUACGCUUGACUUCAACAUCUGGGUCGACGGUCCUGCACGCAGCAAGAAGGCUUCUGGCGAUCUAUAUGUCCAGAGCAAGCACGCUAAUGUCGUCUUCGCCGUUGAGUUGGCUAGACGGUACGGAGAGCAGAACAUAAUUUCCCACUCUCUCAAUCCGGGCAGCAUCCGGACGGAUCUACAGCGCCAUCUCUCCCCCUUUGCGAACAAGAUGCAAGACAUGUUCCUCUUCCCAGCUCAUAUGGGUGCCCUGACUCAACUAUGGGCUGGGACUUCGCCCGAGGCAGGAAAAUUGAACGGAGAAUUCAUGAUUCCGUGGGCCAGACUAGGCAAAGCCCGUAAAGAGACGGCAGACCCGGCGGUUGGAAAGAAGCUCUGGGAAUGGUUGGAAACACAGUGCAAGGACUACUGAGACUCUUAAGAUCUUAGUUCCCACGUUAGCAUAUUCGUCGUUCCUUCAUUUACUCCUCCGA